GUGGCAGAGACUGGCGCAGCUGAAAUACAGUGGUGCAGGAAUAGGCAGUAAAAGAUGUUCGCCACGCUGUUGUUCGUGUUGAUGUUCGCUCUGACUGCUGGGGAAGCAGGAAGAUGCCAACUUGGUUUUAUCAACCUUGGUCAAGGAUGCUACCUGUUUUCGAAUAACCUUGCCACCUUUGCUGAAGCCAAUUCCUACUGCCUGUUCUUCGGGAGUCACUUGGCCGACAUCACCAGCAAGAAAGAAGAUGACUUUAUCAGGAGCUACCUUCUUAUGCAUGGCCAAGGUUCUCAAUUCUACAUCGGCGCCACUGACCUGAGAUCAAAGGGCAUCUGGACCUGGGAGCACCCCCUGAGGAAGGUAGUGAGCUACACCAACUGGUAUCCAGGUGAACCCAAUAACCACAAGGGUAAAGAGCAUUGCGUGACGAGUUAUCAUGGGUAUAGUUUCAAGUGGAAUGACAUUCCCUGCAACUCGGAGGUGCGGUUCAUUUGUGAACAAUCUCGUAUUUGAUUUUGUCAUAUAUGCACGAGGAAACUGCAAACGGCAGUCUUGCUGAAUACAAACGUUAAACGUUUA
Molecule: messenger RNA, 579 nt
Organism: Haliotis rufescens (red abalone)
Lineage: Eukaryota; Metazoa; Mollusca; Gastropoda; Lepetellida; Haliotidae
Product: perlucin-like
Exons: 4
Coding region: 55-513 (152 amino acids)
Source: RefSeq, a predicted model, not a curated record